Molecule: messenger RNA, 943 nt
Organism: Aspergillus ibericus CBS 121593
Lineage: Eukaryota; Fungi; Ascomycota; Eurotiomycetes; Eurotiales; Aspergillaceae
Product: centromere protein H
Exons: 3
Coding region: 96-815 (239 amino acids)
Biological process (GO): kinetochore assembly
Cellular component (GO): kinetochore
Source: RefSeq, a predicted model, not a curated record
CGCUAAAGGUCGUGAACCAUCGAUCCAUGAUCCAUCCAUGCUGGGCCUUUCCAAUCACACGAUCAUUUCCCCGACUUGCCACGAGGUCGCGUUCUAUGACAUCUGAAAAGAUCCGCUCCCUCCCUCACCUGAACCCAGGUGAGGCGUCCUUGUUGGACCUUGCGACCGACGAUCCUCGCGAUGCCGUAUCUCUGUCCGAAAGAGAGGCCUCGAUCCUGCAGCUUUAUCAGCAAAUCCAGGAACAGCAAUUAGAGAAAGCGCUACUGGAACAAGACACGGAUUUGCUCUCUGGGGACAAUGCUGAAGAGCAAUUAGCCGUCGCAGAACGUGAGCUCCUCGAGGCGAGGGCCACUUACACCGUCAGGAGGAAAGCUGUCGGAACCGUUCUUAUGACUGAUCCAGUUCUCAAGGCUGUUCAUCUGAAAGCGACGACGCCAGCUGAACAGGCUCUCCUUCGGCUCAUUAAUCGUCGUGAUGUGCUAUCUUUAGCGCAUGAAAAUCUAAAUUCUGCACAUAGCGCGACUCUCCGAAAGCUUUCCAGCUUGGAGGUAGAAACUUCACAGCUCCACCGGAAGAACCAAGAGCUAGCCCGUGAGCUAUUAGCACUUACGGAGGAUGAUGAAUCAUGGAGAGAGGACCUGGAAGACGCGGAGCUCAAGGCCCAACUAGAGCAACUAGAGGCGGAUCGUAGAAAAAGCAAAGCCAAAUGGGAGACCAUGAAAAACGUCGCAAGUGGCAUAGUUGUUGGUAGCGGAGUGAACUGGGCGGAGGACGCAAGACUCACGGCUCUAGUCCUUGACGAAUCCGAUGAUUGAUAUACGGAGUACACAGUGUUGGGAAUUGGCUGCGGCCAUUCUAUUUGGACGUGCUGCAUUUACUUGGAUAUGGCGUUGUGACGGUAUACCCUUGACUAAUCGAUAGAGCUACAUACAUAGUACAUAUA